This is a messenger RNA of Nicrophorus vespilloides, 3582 nucleotides long. RefSeq names its product stAR-related lipid transfer protein 13. Gene Ontology annotation, biological process: actin cytoskeleton organization; signal transduction; regulation of Rho protein signal transduction. The coding region runs from base 534 to 3278 and encodes 914 amino acids. The record is from RefSeq and is a predicted model, not a curated record. Gene Ontology annotation, molecular function: GTPase activator activity; lipid binding. The transcript has 13 exons. NCBI's taxonomy places the organism in Eukaryota, Metazoa, Arthropoda, Insecta, Coleoptera, Silphidae.
UGGAUGGGUGAGAAGCUCAGGAGAAGAGUGGUUGGUAAUAAUUAGUGCGGUUUUUUUUUCUGUAAUGCUCAACUGAUCUCAUGCUCGUACACUAAAUAUAGACGAAUGUUUAUAUAAAUAGAUUGCGUUAUUUAUUAUCAUUCCACCAUUAUCAGCAGGAAAAAUAUACUAUCGGCCGUAGAGCCUGUAGCUGUGCGUUCUCGCUGUAUGGUAAUGAGUUCCGAGUUAUGUAUGUGCGCGCGUGAAAACUGGACACUCAUUGAGAUGGGUUUGGGAAUAUGAAAGGGAGGGACACCCAUCUUCCAUCUACCAUCGUCUGACAGCUUGUUAAACGGGACGGGGGACGUACGGGGAGGGGACGAUCGCGGUUUGUUGACCGUGGGCCCACCUGGGACGAGGAAAGUCCCAGAAACAGAGACCACGACGGUCAAGCCCCGUGACGGAUUACAUUUCUACGGUUACCAUCGGCCCAUUGUAACAAUGAGACGACCCUCAACCUCCACUAGGUGAACCCCGCACGUAGACAAUCCAAGAUGAACGUCUGCGAUCCCUACAGAGAGAUACAACUCUACUUGGAGAAGACUUUGGAUGAGAUAUCUGAAGUCUUCGAUCAGGAUAGACCUACCAAGAAUCUGUACUUCGACGAGAAUGCCUGGAGUCCGCCGAUAGAACAAAACUUCAACGACUAUUCCACCAAAGACACCAUCUUCGAUGAGUACACUGAUUCCGGAUUUGCAGAAGAGUACACACCGGAGAAGAUUCGUAUUAAGCUGCCCUGCAAACUCCUCAACGAAUCAAAUUCUACGACAACCACUGGUACCCAGACGUCGCCAUCGCAGAGCUCCACGAAUCUGACCUGCUGGUCGGAUUGCUCUUCCCCAUGCAUCACACCCAUCGACCAAGAGAUCAGCGGAGAUUGUGUGUCCGCAGAUGAAUUGGAUGAGCCCUUCUCCCAAGGCCUUCGACCCUUUUGGCCACAAGAGUUGUCAACGAAAUCCUCCUCGGCCCCGGUCCUGAAAAAGGCCACAACUAAGGUGAAUAAGCAAGCCCGAUCGCAGUCUGAUCGACACCUGUCUGAGAUCGAAGCAACAGAAGCGUGCAAAUGGUUAAGGGCCGCAGGCUUUCCUCAAUAUGCGCAGAUGUACGAAGACCAACAAUUUCCCGUGGACGUCAAUGCGGCAGAACUGGAUCACCCGAUGCUAGAACCUUCCGUUUUAAAAUCCCUUUUCCGAAGGCUUCACGCUCUCAACAAAUGUGCACGUGUCCAUCAACAGCGUGUCACCCAUACGGAUGAUUCCGAAGAUGAGCAAUGUGCUCUUAGCUACAAUUGGACCUAUCAAUCAGACCUAAGACGAUGGUCUCGCAUAGGACAAAACUUGGAGAUUCCUGGUAACAUAGAGGAAUGGAGCAGUGGCAUUUCAGCCGAGAAGCCUGAAUGCUCCGGCAUAUCUACGGAACCUACUAGAAGUCGCUUAAGACGUAUGGGAUCUACAAGACAUCAUCGCAGAAGUAACCGAGAUGUGGUUGUAAUGAGCGAAUCUGGUUCCAAUGUAUUGGAUUUUCUCUCAAAACAUUUUAACUCUAUGAGUUCCACUGAUGCAUCAGCUUGUGCUUCGGCUUCAGUUUCAAACUCAGAAGGAACUCUCGAUAAAAAGAAGAAAAGCAGGUCUUUGGACAAGAGUGAUGGUUGGUCGUAUUCCCCUCAUCACGAAAGGAUACCAUGGAAUCCAAUCACCCAUACCGAAGAAGAUGAUGAGAGUCGACUGGAUUUGGAAGAAGGCGGAAGACCAAUCUCGACACUUUCAUGCACGCAGCUGCAAGUACUAAGAAAACUAGCCUUGCUUAAGUUGACUGCACUCAUGGAGAAAUACUGUCCUACGCAUAGGACCGGAUGGAAUUGGGAUCUGCCAAAGUUGAUAAGAAAAAUUAAAACACCUGCAUACAAAGAUAAGAGUGUGUUUGGCGUGCCAUUAACAAUAAUCCUUCAAAGAACUGGAUCAUCUUUACCAAAGGGAAUAGAGGAAGCGCUGCAGUGGUUGCAGCAAAAUUCUUACGAUCAGGUUGGCUUGUUUAGGAAGUCAGGAGUAAAAUCUCGCAUACAGCAUUUGAAGAGUCUUAUUGAAACGCAAGGAGAAUUCCUCAAUUUUAGCGAGUACCACGCCUACGAUAUAGCUGACAUGGUCAAGCAAUAUUUCCGAGAUCUACCCGAAGCAUUAUUAACUAAUAAGUUAUCCGAGACAUUCUUGUUGAUAUUUCAAUUUGUCCCCGAUGAGGAAAGGCGUCAAGCAGUGCUUUGUGCCCUUCUACUAAUGCCUGACGAGCAUUGCGAAGUUUUGCUGGCUUUACUUAAAUUUUUAACUAACAUCGCGGAGCAUUCCGCUAUUAACCAAAUGAAUGAGAGCAACUUGGCGAUUUGUUUCGCUCCAUCUUUGUUCUUCUACAACAUUAUACCAUCUAAUAGACAAGGACUGGGAUCACCGCAUCCACGUGAAUUGGCCGAAAGCAAAGCGGCGCAGGAUUGCCUUCUGUAUUUUCUACAGAACUGCAAUAAUUUAUUUAGUAUUCCUAAAGAAAUACUGAAGCAGUGCACAUCGAACGAGAUGAAAGAAAGCAUCCCAGUCAUGUUAUCGGAUUUAGGAAGCGUAUGCGGAGGGUGGAGGGGUUACCUGGACGAGUGUCAGAAGAUGUUGCUGAGAGAAGUAAAGGAGAAAGGUUGGAUGAUGGUGCACAAUCAUUAUUCGAAGGUCGAAAUUGCCUACAAGAAAGUGACGGACGGUCAUCCGUUGAGAUUAUGGAAGAUCAGCGCCGACAUAGAGGCACCACCCGCAGAGGUCUUCUACAGGAUCCUAAGGGAACGACCCAAAUGGGACGAAGAAUUGCAUUCAACAAAAACCAUUGCUCAGAUCGAUAGGUGUGCGGAGGUGUUCCAAUACACGCUUCGCAAUGUCCCUCCUCUUCCUUUGAAGGAUUACUGCGUUGUACGAAGUUGGCGAACGGAUCUUGCGAAAGGUGCGUGCCUCAUCGUUGAAACCUCCGUUGAGCACUCUGACGCUAUCAACAUACCGAACAGCGUAAGAGGAAUAGUAUUAGCUUCGAGGUAUCUGAUUGAACCUUGCGGCUCUGGUAAAUCUAGAUUAGUCCACCUCUGCCGAGUUGACACAAGAGGAAGAAUGCCCGAGUGGUACCACAAAAACUACGGCCAUAUUUGCGCUCUGUAUGUGGCUAACAUACAGAGCUCAUUCAAACAGUUCGCAACAGGUCCGGAAAGCAAGGUCUAAACCAAAGAAAGAUUGUAAGAAAGAUGGUGCUUUUGAUGUUUCAAUCUCCCCCGUUACCAAUUCCUAAUAGCUAAAGAAAGGUGCCUUAUACGAGUAAUUAUUUAAUCUAUUCAUAUACUAUGCUUAUUGAUUUACUCCCGAGAUCAGGCUAUAUUUACAUGGAUAUUGUUAUUGGGCAAAUAUUCCUGACUCACGGAUUCUAUGGUUACAUUCUAAAAUAAUCUAUAUAAUUAACACAUUUAUUAUGUACUAGUCAUAUACAUCAACUCCAGACGUAUCUUAGAGAAUUAUAUAAAUACAUAUA